CUUCGCAUUCCAAUCGUUUCUCCAAACUUUUUUCAAUCACUUCAUCCGCCUUUUCAUCUCGGUCGUUUUCUGAAGAAAAUAACCCGAAAAGUCAGACUGUAAGUUGUUCAUCAGCAUCAGAAUAUGGCUUCGUCUGAUGUGGCUCGGCAGGGGCAAGAAAGAAACGCUCGCCCUUUGUCUUUGUCCGGUCAUGUUGGCUUCGACAGCUUACCGGACCAGCUGGUCAAUAAAUCCACCAGUCAAGGCUUCUGCUUCAACAUCCUGUGCAUAGGUGAAACGGGUAUAGGAAAGUCCACUUUAAUGGACACGCUGUUCAACACCAACUUUGAGAACUUCGAAUCAUCUCAUUUUGAGCCACGUGUGAAACUUCGUGCUCAGACUUAUGACCUGCAGGAGAGCAAUGUGCGACUCAAACUCACCAUCGUCAACACAGUGGGUUUCGGUGACCAGAUGAACAAGCAGGAGAGCUACCAGCAUGUGGUGGAUUACAUCGACACACAGUUUGAGUCCUACCUGCAAGAGGAGCUGAAGAUCAAGCGCUCACUGCAUAACUAUCACGACUCACGCAUCCAUGCUUGCCUGUACUUCAUCGCCCCCUCUGGCCACUCCUUGAAAUCCCUUGACCUCGUUACCAUGAAGAAGCUGGACAGCAAGGUGAACAUAAUUCCAGUCAUCGCCAAGGCCGACACCAUCUCCAAGAGUGAAUUGCACAAGUUUAAGAUUAAGAUCAUGAGUGAGCUGGUCAGCAACGGAGUACAGAUUUAUCAGUUCCCCACUGAUGACGAGACUGUCUCCAAGAUCAACACUGCCAUGAAUGGCCACCUGCCGUUUGCAGUGGUGGGUAGUACAGAGGAGGUAAAGAUUGGCAAUAAGAUGGUGAAGGCACGACAGUAUCCUUGGGGAGUGGUGCAAGUGGAGAACGAGAACCACUGUGACUUCGUUAAGCUGCGGGAGAUGCUGAUCUGUGUGAACAUGGAGGAUCUGCGAGAGCAAACGCACACACGCCACUACGAGUUGUACAGGCGCUGCAAACUGGAGGAAAUGGGCUUUAAGGACACCGACCCCGAGAGCAAGCCUGUCAGCCUGCAGGAGACGUAUGAGGCAAAGCGUCAGGAGUUUCUGCUGGAGCUACAGCGGAGAGAGGAGGAGAUGAGGCAGAUCUUUGUGCAGCGUGUCAAAGAGAAAGAGGCUGAGCUGAAGGAGGCAGAGAGAGAGCUGCAGGGCAAGUUUGAGCAGCUGAAACGUUUGCACGCAGAAGAGAAGAGUAAGCUGGAUGAGAAGAGAAAGACUCUGGACGAUGAGAUGAAUUCCUUCGGUAAGAAGAAAGCUGCUGCUGAGCUCCUGCAAGGCCAGUCCUUUAGCUCCAACUCCAACAUCAAGAAGGACAAGGACCGUAAAAACUCAGGGUUCAUGUGAGAAGAUGGAGACCGGAUGGAUUCCGGUUGCAAAGACCAAUAAAGUCAGAACAGAUGCUUUCACCCAUCCUGCAAAUACUAUUAUCCGGCUUGUUUGUAUCUCUUUGUUUUUAUUAUACAAGUAUAUCAGCAGGGCUGCUGUUUUUGUAUCGUUUGUAUAACAAGUCUGUUUUAUAUUUACUUCACUAAGUGUUUUACAUUAGUUUGGGUAAUGCCACUAGGGGGUGACAAACCCUAUUGGUUUUCUAUGACUAUCUGAAAAGUCAUUGGGGUCAAAGUGCCUUUGAAAGUGCCUUACUGAUGGAUUAUCAGCUAAUAUGGUGCCUUUACAGCAGUGUUAUUUUGUGUUAAGGCAGCAUAAACACUAAACUGUUCUGGACAGUGGGUUGCUAGGACUGUGACCUGCUGUUUUAGAGUAACAUUGUAUUUUUUGGGAGAUAAACUAAUGAGAUCAGACUAGCAGAACUACAGUGUCUAUACCUUGCUAUAGAACAAUAUUUUGAUAGAAUUCAAACUGCUAUAGGUCCGAUUAUAUUUUUAUGUUUCAUGACCUUUUGUGCUAAAUUUCUCACUCAUAUUUUGUUGUAAUGUAGUACUGGUAGCUGACUUUCUGUAUGUUGUUAAUGUUGUUCGGGCCUCAUAUCUGAAGAGAUGCAUCAAGCCUCAUUUAUAACUCUAUCAGGGGUCCAUAUUUAUCUAGUGUCUAAGACAACUGGCUGUAAAAGGGAGCAACUGGCGCUUGAUCAUGACAUCUGGAGAGUUUGGUAAAUAUGAUGUAGGUGCCCAGUAUACUAGUUAAGAGUGCUGAUAUUAGUUCCUGUGGUCUCCUGCUAAAGUUUGAAUGACUAAUCCUGAGUACAUGUCAGCGAGACAUUUGGUCCAAAAGCUUUCUCCACACACGGCGACAGCUGAUGAGGGAAGGACACAGUGUGACUUGGAUUUCUGGACCAAAAUGUUACUACAGCCAUAUUUCCACUGUUGCCCCUUUUAGUAAGCACACUAAAAACAUUUACCAAGGACUUUUCCAAAAAGGUAUUUUGUAUUUGAACUGUAUUUAUCUAAGCUGUGUAGGGGGUAUAAAUGUAUGUAAAAGCAUGAAUAAAGGUCGAAUGGAAA
Pygocentrus nattereri (red-bellied piranha) is the source of this 2531-nucleotide messenger RNA. Its product is annotated as septin-10-like. Lineage: Eukaryota; Metazoa; Chordata; Actinopteri; Characiformes; Serrasalmidae. The coding region runs from base 124 to 1416 and encodes 430 amino acids. Gene Ontology annotation, cellular component: septin complex; cell division site; septin ring. The record is from RefSeq and is a predicted model, not a curated record. Gene Ontology annotation, molecular function: GTP binding; molecular adaptor activity; GTPase activity. The transcript is spliced from 10 exons. Gene Ontology annotation, biological process: cytoskeleton-dependent cytokinesis.